Ictidomys tridecemlineatus (thirteen-lined ground squirrel) is the source of this 2124-nucleotide messenger RNA. The record is from RefSeq and is a predicted model, not a curated record. Lineage: Eukaryota; Metazoa; Chordata; Mammalia; Rodentia; Sciuridae.
AUGCUUGCUCAUGGUGGAGAAGGGCAUGUAAAACGUGGCCGCUACAACCAUGGCCACCUGGUGGUGGCAGUUAGUCCCAAGAAGCAGCCUUGUGUUGAUGUCAUGGUUUUUCCUAAGAGUGAACAACUUCUGGUGAAGUCCCAGAUGUGGCAAAGUAUAGUAGUUGCAUUCCUGGAAAAUUCAUCCAAGGAGAAGGGAGUAGUGCAGAAGUAUGCAGAUGGGUUCCUGCCAGUGCCGGGGCCUGUGCCCAUCAAUUGGCGUAGGCUGGAGCUCGCUCCCCUGGUGCCAUGCUCCUGUGUCAUUCUGUGUCUUUUCUUUGCUCUCCCCCAUACAGAUUCGGAGUUAGGUGUUGGCGCGCUGCCCGAACAUGACAGCCAGGAUGCAGGGCCAAUUGUCCCCAAGAUAUCAGGUCUAGAGAGAAGCCAAGAGAAGAGCCAAGACUGUUGCAAAGAGCCCGCCUUUGAGCCUGUGGUGCUUAAGAACCCCUGCCCUCAGGUCCCGCAGCCGCUGCCCCAGCCCCAGGCGGAGCCCCAGCUCCGAGCCCCUUCUCCGGACCCUGACUUGGUGCCACACACAGAGGCCCCACCAACAGCCCUUCCUCCAAGUACGAAGCCAGCCCCCGCAGGGCCCCCCCCACAGCCUCAGGUGCAGCGGCCACCCAGGCCACCGUCCCCCACUCAGCUGCUCCACUAGCACCUUCCUGAUGUGCAGGCCCACCCCUCAUCCCAGGGCCCGCAGUCCCUGUCAGCCUACAGCAGCAGCCUGAGCCUCAACAGUUUAAGCAGCAGGAGGAGCAGCACACUGGCCAAGACUCAGUCCUCCGACCCGCACCUCUCCCACCACCUCUCGGCCUCUCGGUUCCCCCUCUCCCUGCCCAGCCACAGGCCCUUGCACAGCUUCACCCCCGCCCUCCAGGCCCCCGCUCACGUGCAUCACCCCAAUAUGUUUGCCCCGCCCACUGCUUUGCCUCCGCCACCACCGCUGACCUCAGGGAGUCUGCAGGUCCCCUGACACCCUGCCGGGAGCACUUACUCAGAGCAAGACAUCUUGCGGCAGGAACUGAACACGCGUUUUCUGGCCUCUCAGAGCGCAGACUGAGGGGCCUCCCUGGGCCCCCGGCCUUACCUGCAGACCGAGUUCCACCAGCACCAGCACCAGCACACGCACCAGCACCAGCACACGCACCAGCACACCUUCACACUUCCCCACGCCGUCCCUCCCACCGCCAUCAUGCUGAUGCCAGCACCUCCCAUGUUUGACAAAUACCCUACAGAAGUUGACCCCUUCUACCGGCACAGUCUCUUCCACUCCUACCCUCCUGCAGUGUCAGGCAUCUCCCCCAUGAUCCCACCCACGGGACCUUUUGGUUCACUACAAGGAGAAUUUCAGCCCAAAUUGACCAAGCCUUUCUGUCUGCAAAAACCAGGGAAGUGGUGUGCUAUGCAUGUUCACAUCUCCUGGCAGAUUUACCACCACCAACAGAAAGUCAAGAAGCAGAUGCAGUCAGACCCACACAAGCUGGACUUGGGACUGAAGCCUGAGUUCCUGAGCCGCCCACCAGGCCCCAGUCUCUUUGGAGCCAUCCACCACCCCCAUGAACUGGCUCGACCUUCAACUUUGUUCUCUGCCUCUGGUGCUGCACACCCCACCGGGACCCUUUUUGGGCCACCUUCUCAUCACAGCAACUUCCUCAACCCUGCUGCUCACCUGGAGCCUUUCAAUCGGCCAUCCACCUUCAUGGGCCUAGCAACAGUUGGUGGCAAUGCCUUCGGGGGACUUGGAAACCCGUCAGUGAGUACCUCUAGCUUUCCAUACCUGCCUGGACUCUCCUCUGACGCCAGACCUUCCAAGAUGAAGGAAACUAUACUCUUGGAAAUGAACUCGAGUCAUAUAAUUGCAAUGGCAGGCUUACACAGUGGAGUUGGUGGAUGUGUGCAAAGCCACUGGUUUAAGGAGGCCACUGUCCCAUUCAUCCCUAGGGCCAGAGACAGUGAUGUAGCUGAUGGCUGCAAACAGUUGACUCCCGUCUCUUCGACCCAGGGGCUUGCCAUAGCCUCUACUAGAAGCAAAAGCACCUGUGGCUCUCGUGGGGUUGAAAUAGUGCAGUGAAGAACUGCAGGACCA